This is a messenger RNA of Aplysia californica (California sea hare), 1153 nucleotides long. Its product is annotated as marginal zone B- and B1-cell-specific protein. The coding region runs from base 208 to 837 and encodes 209 amino acids. The transcript is spliced from 5 exons. Gene Ontology annotation, cellular component: endoplasmic reticulum chaperone complex; extracellular region. NCBI's taxonomy places the organism in Eukaryota, Metazoa, Mollusca, Gastropoda, Aplysiida, Aplysiidae. The record is from RefSeq and is a predicted model, not a curated record. Gene Ontology annotation, biological process: regulation of B cell proliferation.
AUACUUUUGUGUAAACAAACCCGUUGCAAGUCGAAACUGCUGCUGCGCUGCUUGAAUUUCACAAGCAAGCCAAAGUUUUCCUGUCAAGAAGUUAUUUAUUGGCUUGAGGUUUGGAAAUCGCAGUUGCAAGAACUGCUCUUCGUGGGAAUCCAGUCUUGAUCAAAAAGUUGUUAAACAUAUCCUACUUUUGCACUAAAAGCACCGAAAAUGAAGAUGUGGACGAAAAGUUUCAGCGUAUUUGUCUUCAGCUGUUUUCUUUCACUCCCCUUGGUGUUGACCAAGAGAGUGCUCACAGAGACUGAAAGACAGAUGGCAAUUGACAGUGGUAUUGACUUGGACUCCAUUUCUGAUGAUACUGUGUUCAUCACCCCAGCUGAAUUAUCGGAUGAAGAGAGGGGAUCGAAGUUCAUGCCCACUGCGUAUCGAUGUGAUGGAUGCUCGGCCAUUGCAUAUCAGCUCCAGAAAAGAUUUAAGGCUGCUGAGAAAAAGAAGAAAGUUGGAGACCCUCUUGGUGAGGCUGAAGUUUUGGAAGUUUUUGAAGAGCUCUGUGAUGGAGAGUUUGAAAACUAUGGUGUGAAAAAUGUGCAAGGUAUCAAAGUUCUGUCUGGUGAAGGAUUGCCAGGAGACAGACAGUCAGGCAUGGUGGAAGCAGGAGGUGUUUGGAAGAGCAGGAUGCAGAACAUUUGCAAUGAAGUGAGUGGGGAAUACGAGGAAGAGAACAUCUAUAAGUGGUACCAGCUUCAAGGAGCCCCAUUUAGACAGCUUUUGUGUCGAAAUUAUUGUGACGAUGACGAUGGUCUCUCAAUGAAAAUGCCCAGCCAUACUGAUGAACUGUAGCUUUUAGAUCGCGUUUUGCUGCUUGUUUUGUUGCUAUUUAAAUGUCUUUUUAAAAAAGCGUCUGUAUUCAAAGAAUCAGUUAUUGUUUUUAAGUUUUUCACAGUAAGUUUCUGUUCAGUUCAUUUAUUGUUUGAUUUUACUUUUCGUAGUGAUUUUGCUUGGAUUCGAAAUAAUGUUUUUAUAUUUUUAGAUUGACGUAGACUGAAUUUCAGCUGCUUUCAAUGUCUGUUCAAAUGAUGAUUGUAAAAAUUAUCAUUUGUGUGGCAAUAUGUUGAAAUAUGGCGCUCUUCGUAAUAAUGAAAUUGAACAAGCAACA